GCCCCAGCUCACCCAGCCCCACCCGGCUCGGCCCCGCCCAGCGCCCCCCUCCGUCCGGGCGGCGCGAGUUGUGAGGUGUCUCAGCGAGGCGCCUGCGCAGUGGGCAGCGGCGCGCGGGGCGGAGGCUUUAUAACCACUUCGUCGCAGCCGCUCGGGUUCUAGCUCGCGGAGGGCGGGUGAGGCGGUGGUGCCGGCCCGGGCACCCGCUGAAGGGGCUGAGGAAGCGGGUGCCGUGGCGGCGCUGGGCGCCCCUCGCCCCUCGGCCUCUGCGGGCCAUGGGCUCCGAGAAGGACUCCGAGUCGCCGCGUUCCACAUCGCUACACGCGGCCGCGCCCGACCCCAAGUGCCGCAGCGGCGGCCGGCGCCGGCGCCUCACUUUCCACAGCGUCUUCUCCGCCUCGGCCCGCGGCCGCCGCGCCCGGGCCAAGCCGCAGGCCGAGCCACCGCCCCCGGCCGCGCCGCCGCCGACCGCCUCGGCUGCGGCCCAGGCCCCGCCACCCGAGGCGCUGCCCGCCGAGCCCGGCGCGGAGGCCGAGGCGGAGGCCGUGGCAGCGGCGGCGGCGGCGGCCGGGCCUGGGUUCGACGAUGAGGAGGUGGCGGAGGGCGGCGGCCCAGGCCCGGAGGAGGUGGAGUGUCCGCUGUGCCUGGUGCGGCUGCCGCCCGAGCGGGCCCCGCGCCUCCUCAGCUGUCCGCACCGCUCGUGCCGGGACUGCCUCCGUCACUACCUGCGCCUUGAGAUCAGCGAGAGCCGGGUGCCCAUCAGCUGCCCCGAGUGCAGCGAGCGGCUCAACCCCCAUGACAUCCGCCUGCUGCUCGCCGACCCGCCGCUCAUGCACAAGUAUGAGGAGUUCAUGCUGCGCCGCUACCUGGCCUCAGACCCGGACUGUCGCUGGUGCCCGGCCCCCGACUGCGGUUAUGCUGUUAUCGCCUAUGGCUGUGCCAGCUGCCCAAAGCUGACCUGUGAGAGGGAAGGCUGCCAGACCGAGUUCUGCUACCACUGCAAGCAGAUAUGGCAUCCGAAUCAGACAUGCGAUAUGGCCCGUCAGCAGAGGGCACAGAGUUUGCGAGUACGGACCAAGCAUACUUCAGGUCUCAGUUAUGGGCAAGAAUCUGGACCAGCAGAUGACAUCAAGCCAUGCCCACGAUGCAGUGCUUACAUCAUCAAGAUGAAUGAUGGAAGCUGUAAUCACAUGACCUGUGCAGUAUGUGGCUGUGAAUUUUGUUGGCUUUGUAUGAAAGAGAUCUCAGACUUGCAUUACCUCAGCCCCUCUGGCUGUACAUUCUGGGGCAAGAAGCCAUGGAGCCGUAAGAAGAAAAUUCUUUGGCAGUUAGGCACAUUGAUUGGUGCUCCGGUGGGGAUUUCCCUCAUUGCUGGCAUUGCCAUUCCUGCCAUGGUCAUUGGCAUUCCUGUUUAUGUUGGCAGGAAGAUCCACAGCAGGUAUGAGGGAAGGAAAACCUCCAAGCACAAGAGGAAUUUGGCUAUCACAGGAGGAGUAACUUUGUCAGUCAUUGCAUCCCCCGUUAUUGCUGCAGUUAGUGUUGGUAUUGGUGUCCCCAUUAUGCUGGCAUAUGUCUAUGGGGUUGUGCCCAUUUCUCUCUGUCGUGGAGGAGGCUGUGGAGUUAGUACAGCCAAUGGAAAAGGGGUGAAAAUUGAGUUUGAUGAAGAUGAUGGUCCAAUCACAGUGGCAGAUGCCUGGCGAGCCCUCAAGAAUCCCAGCAUUGGGGAAAGUAGCAUCGAGGGCCUGACUAGUGUCCUGAGCACCAGUGGAAGCCCUACAGAUGGACUCAGUGUCAUGCAAGGCCCUUACAGCGAAACAGCCAGCUUUGCAGCCCUCUCAGGGGGCACACUGAGUGGCGGCAUUCUGUCCAGUGGCAAGGGAAAAUAUAGCAGGUUAGAAGUCCAAGCCGAUGUCCAAAAGGAAAUUUUCCCCAAAGACACAGCCAGUCUUGGUGCAAUUAGUGACAACGCAAGCACUCGUGCUAUGGCCGGUUCCAUAAUCAGUUCCUACAACCCACAGGACAGAGAGUGCAACAAUAUGGAAAUCCAGGUGGACAUUGAAGCCAAGCCAAGUCACUAUCAGCUAGUGAGUGGAAGCAGCACGGAGGACUCGCUCCAUGUUCAUGCUCAGAUGGCAGAAAAUGAAGAAGAUGGUAGUGGCAGUGGUGGUGGUGGCAGCAGUGAAGAGGGUCCUCCUUGUAAACACCAAAGCUGUGAACGGAAAGACUGCUUGGCCAGCAAAUCUUGGGACAUCAGCCUGGCCCAGCCUGAGAGCAUCCGCAGUGACCUGGAGAGCUCUGAUACACAGUCAGAUGAUGUGCCAGACAUCACCUCAGAUGAGUGUGGCUCCCCCCGCUCCCAUACUGCAGCCUGUCCCUCUACCCCUAGAGCCCAAGGUGCACCAAGCCCAAGUGCCCAUAUGAACCUCUCUGCCCCAGCUGAGGGGCAGACUGUCUCGAAGCCAGAAGGUGCAGAAGCCAGCGUAUGAAGUGGAAUGAAUGCUCCUGUUCUGAGAAGCACACUUGUUGUAACUGCAUCUUUUGGAAUCUUUUUUUUGGGGGGUGAGGUAGGGGUGGGAUUUAUGUAUUUUGUUUCAAAGAGUCACAGGUUUUCCCAGGGAAAUUCUGAGAAAUUUGCGAUUUCUUAACCAGAUGAAAUAUGGGAAUUUUUCCCUUAGCCCCACCCCCAUUAUUCCUAGCCCCUCCCCCCUUUUAGUUUUAAUUUAUUGGUUAAACUGACGGUGGCGAUCCAUGAGGUGUGUCAGAGUGUACAUAUGUAUGUGUGUAUAUUGUAUGUAUGCUAACAUAUUACUGAAGGACACAUUUUAAUAAAGAUUUCUGUCAUAA
Molecule: messenger RNA, 2844 nt
Organism: Choloepus didactylus (southern two-toed sloth)
Lineage: Eukaryota; Metazoa; Chordata; Mammalia; Pilosa; Megalonychidae
Gene: RNF19B
Product: ring finger protein 19B
Exons: 9
Coding region: 276-2486 (736 amino acids)
Biological process (GO): protein polyubiquitination; ubiquitin-dependent protein catabolic process; positive regulation of proteasomal ubiquitin-dependent protein catabolic process
Cellular component (GO): cytoplasm; ubiquitin ligase complex
Molecular function (GO): ubiquitin protein ligase activity; zinc ion binding; ubiquitin conjugating enzyme binding
Source: RefSeq, a predicted model, not a curated record